Messenger RNA from Paralichthys olivaceus (Japanese flounder), 562 nucleotides. Lineage: Eukaryota; Metazoa; Chordata; Actinopteri; Pleuronectiformes; Paralichthyidae. The record is from RefSeq and is a predicted model, not a curated record.
UCAUUCAGCUGCUCCACCACUGGAGUGGAGGCCUCAUCUCCAUGGCAACAUCAUGGCAUGAGCUGUCCUGUAUGUGGGAGGACGUGCGGUGGCUGAGACAGAGCAUGUCCGUCUCCAUGUCGUCCUCGUCCACGCUGCAGGCUCGACACAAGAUGCUCACCGCCGCUGCGCAGCUGCAGAACCUCCUGGGAACUCACAACCUGGGCCGCGUCCACUACGAGCCCAUCAAGGAUCGCCACGGCAACGUGCUGCUGGUGACGAUCCACGACACGGAGAGUCAGCACUCGCUGUUCAGCGGGAAGUGGAUGCAGGUGACGAAACUGCAGAGCCAGAGGAAGUCUCUGUCCACGCCAGAGGAGCCGUACGCCCUCGACAUCCUCAUCAUCACCAUCCAGGACAUCUUGGCGUACCAGCGGCGUGGAACUCAUCGCCUGGCUCCAGGUCUCUACCUGGGCUUCCUGAAGCUCAGCAGCUCCGUCGACCAAAUCAGAGUCCUGGUGUCGCAGCGAACUCCCAACAUGCUCUGUCACACCCGCAUCCGAGAGAACGCCAACGUCUCCAG